Messenger RNA from Knipowitschia caucasica, 705 nucleotides. The record is from the annotation of a GenBank genome assembly. NCBI's taxonomy places the organism in Eukaryota, Metazoa, Chordata, Actinopteri, Gobiiformes, Gobiidae.
AUGGACCAACCUGACAUCGUGGUGGUGGACAAAGGGCAGAGGACAGCCGUGGUGGUGGACAAAGGGCAGAGGACAGCCGUGGUGGUGGACAAAGGGCAGAGGACAGCCGUGGUGGUAGACAAAGGACAGAGGACAGCCGUGGUGGUGGACAAAGGGCAGAGGACAGCCGUGGUGGUGGACAAAGGGCAGAGGACAGUCGUGGUGGUGGACAAAGGGCAGAGGACAGCCGUGGUGGUGGACAAAGGGCAGAGUACAGCCGUGGUGGUGGACAAAGGGCAGAAGACAGCCGUGGUGGUGGACAAAGGACAGAGGACAGUCGUGGUGGUAGACAAAGGGCAGAGGACAGCCGUGGUGGUGGACAAAGGGCAGAGGACAGCCGUGGUGGUGGACAAAGGACAGAGGACAGUCGUGGUGGUAGACAAAGGGCAGAGGACAGCCGUGGUGGUGGACAAAGGGCAGAGGACAGCCGUGGUGGUGGACAAAGGGCAGAGGACAGCCGUGGUGGUGGACAAAGGGCAGAGGACAGCCGUGGUGGUGGACAAAGGGCAGAGGACAGCCGUGGUGGUGGACAAAGGGCAGAGGACAGCCGUGGUGGUGGACAAAGGGCAGAGGACAGUCGUGGUGGUGGACAAAGGACAGAGGACAGCCGUGGUGGUGGACGUGGCAAUUCCAAGCGAUGGUAACAUCCGGAAAAAAAGAACAUGA